This is a messenger RNA of Pomacea canaliculata, 1888 nucleotides long. RefSeq names its product tubulin alpha-1 chain-like. Gene Ontology annotation, cellular component: cytoplasm; microtubule. Lineage: Eukaryota; Metazoa; Mollusca; Gastropoda; Architaenioglossa; Ampullariidae. The record is from RefSeq and is a predicted model, not a curated record. The transcript has 5 exons. Gene Ontology annotation, molecular function: GTP binding; structural constituent of cytoskeleton. The coding region runs from base 115 to 1362 and encodes 415 amino acids. Gene Ontology annotation, biological process: mitotic cell cycle; microtubule cytoskeleton organization.
UUCAAACCACAGCGUGAAAUAAUAUCAGUCCACUCCGGUCAAAGUGGAGUCCAGAUUGGCAAUGCCUGCUGGGAGUUGUACUGUCUGGAGCACGGAAUCCAACCGGAUGGGCUGAUGCCAAUAGACAAAAUAUUUGCAGGCGGAGACGACUCCUUCAAUACCUUCUUCAGCGAGACAGGCUCAGGCAAGCACGUGCCGAGGGCAGUUUUUGUCGAUCUGGAACCAACAGUUAUCGACGAAGUCCGAACGGGUGCAUACCGCUAUCUGUUUCAUCCGGAAGAAUUCAUUACUGGAAAAGAAGACGCCGCCAACAACUACGGCCGUGGUCACUACACAGUGAGGAAAGAAAUUUUGGAUCUCGUCCUGGAUCGCAUCAGGAAACUGGCGGACAUGUGUUCGGGUCUACAAGGCUUUCUCAUCUUCCGUAGUUUUGGAGGAGGGACUGGAUCAGGAUUCACUUCUCUGCUCCUGGAAAACCUAUCCGUAGACUAUGGCAAAAAGUCCAAGCUGGAGUUUGGAGUCUAUCCUGCUCCACAGAUAGCUACAGCGGUGGUUGAGCCGUACAACACUAUUUUGACCACGCACAGCACGCUAGAGCACUGUGACUGUGGCUUCGUGAUGGACAACGAGGCCAUGUAUGACGUAUGCCGCCGUAACCUGGACAUCGAGCGUCCAACUUACACCAACCUUAACCGCCUCUUGAGUCAGUGCGUGUCCUCCAUCACCGCCUCCUUGCGAUUCGACUGCGCCCUCAACGUCGACUUGAUCGAGUUCCAGACCAACCUCGUGCCGUACCCCCGUAUCCACUUCCCCCUCGUGUGCUUUGCUCCCAUCAUCUCUGCGGAGAAGGCCUACCACGAGCAAUUAACCGCUGCCGAGAUCACCAACUCUGCAUUUGAGCCGGCCAACCAGAUGGUGAAGUGUGACCCUCGCCACGGCAAGUACAUGGCCUGCUGCAUGCUGUAUCGCGGUGACAUCGUGCCCAAAGAUGUCAACGCCGCCAUCGCCAAUAUCAAGACCAAACGCUCCAUCCAGUUUGUGGACUGGUGUCCUACAGGCUUUAAGGUGAGGAUCAACUACCAGCCUCCAACAGUGAUGCCGGGUGGAGACCUGGCCAAAGUGCAGCGUGCUCUGUGCAUGCUUAGCAACACCACCGCCAUUGCCGAGGCCUGGGCCCGUCUGGACCACAAGUUCGACCUGAUGUACGCCAAACGGGCCUUCGUGCACUGGUACGUGGGCGAAGGCAUGGAGGAGGGUGAGUUCUCCGAGGCACGUGAAGAUCUGGCGGCCCUGGAGAAAGACUACGAGGAGGUCGGCAUGGACAGCGCGGAAGGGGAGGAAGAAGGUCAAGACGAGUACUAAAUGAGUCAGUGGAGGUUGAUGAAGAAGGGGAAGCAAAAGAAGAAUUAUGAGUUAAGUCCUCCUUAACUUGCUUGAACGUUAUUACAAGAGGUGCGAUUUAGGCUUUUAGGACGGUGCGACGCAGUAUGCUUGGUGAGGAAUGUCCCUGACUUUUUAAGAGACUUUUAAUUAAAUCUCAUGACUGUAAGGCGAUACCAUGUGGGCUGUAAUUAAGUGUAGCCCCACGUAUUGCACACACACACACACACUGCCAUUUUUUGACAUUUUGUCAAUGAAAGGAAAAAAAUACCUCAAGUGAUGUUAUGUCUGAGGGUAUUUGCGCUAGACGUUUUCAAAACAUUGUCAUCUUUCGACUUCAAACUACAAAUGAGAACAUUUUUGAUAACUUUUUAUAGCAUUUUGCUAGCUAUUUAUUUAUUAUACAAAGUACUAUAUUUCGUAAACAGAGAGAUUUUCCCUGUUUACUGUUUUUAUAAAAGAUAUCACUAUAUUGAAAUAAAGUAUAAAAUCAGUCAUUUUUGCUAUC